This is a messenger RNA of Erpetoichthys calabaricus (reedfish), 5197 nucleotides long. RefSeq names its product TBC1 domain family, member 9 (with GRAM domain) (gene tbc1d9). Lineage: Eukaryota; Metazoa; Chordata; Cladistia; Polypteriformes; Polypteridae. The record is from RefSeq and is a predicted model, not a curated record. The coding region runs from base 475 to 4272 and encodes 1265 amino acids. The transcript is spliced from 21 exons. Gene Ontology annotation, molecular function: calcium ion binding.
CAGUGACGCGCGGAGCGUGCUGCAGCCCCGUGACGCGCUUUGUUGAUAUUGCGGCUAGCUCGGGGGUUGAGUGGUUCUCCGUCGCCCCCUUUUAUUUUUUUGAUGGUUUGUUUUGUUUAUUUCGCCUUCGGACGCCCACCCCCAGGCUGCUCUUUGUUUUAUUAUACCUUUGUGGCUUUGGCAAGUCAUUAGCUGAUGAUUCGAGCCAUGUAGUGCGUAGCUCCGUGUCAUUGAUUCCAGCGGGGAUUGCAGGCGGCUCCGGUCAGGGUGUGCGCUGGUCGGCGGAGAACGGCACUUUAUAUAUUUAUUUAUUUGGCCAUAAUCCUCGUGCACUUGUCGCCUAUCGGGGAGUCACACUGUCCUUGGUCACGUUAGGGCCCCGGUAAUGUCGUAAUGUAAUCUCGCGCUUCACGCGGACGCUCCUGUUGUUUUUGCCUUCGCAGCGCGUAUGCAUCCACGACGCCACCUGUGAAGAUGUGGGUGCAUCCCGACGAGGUACUGCUGGCCAACGCGCUGUGGUUCACCGAGAGAGCCAACCCUUACUUCAUCCUGCAGAGGAGGAAGGGACACGGAGAAGGCGGCGGCGGACUGGCAGGCCUUCUGGUGGGAACCCUAGAUGUGGUAUUGGACUCCAGUGCAAGAGUGGCACCGUACAGAAUACUGUACCAAACACCUGAUUCCCUGGUUUACUGGGCAAUUGCAUGUGGUGGAUCAAGGAAGGAGAUAACUGAACACUGGGAGUGGCUGGAACAAAACCUGCUGCAAACACUCUCCAUCUUUGAAAAUGAGAAUGACAUUACUACCUUUGUCAAAGGAAAAGUUCAGGGUAUCAUAGCGGAGUAUAAUAAAAACCAUGACAUCAAAGAUGAUGAUGAUACAGACAAGUUCAAGGAGGCAACUGUUAGAUUUCGCAAGCUCUUUGGAAUGCCAGAAGAAGAAAAGUUGGUUAAUUACUACUCCUGCAGCUACUGGAAGGGUAAAGUGCCCAGACAAGGAUGGCUCUACCUCAGCAUUAAUCACCUAUGCUUCUAUUCAUUUCUUCUGGGAAAAGAGGCAAAAUUAGUAAUCCGAUGGGCAGAUAUCACUCAGCUGGAAAAAAAUGCAACUCUGCUUCUUCCUGAAAUUAUCAAAGUGAGCACUAGAUCUACUGAGCAUAUAUUCUCCGUCUUCCUUAACAUCAGUGAGACAUUCAAGCUGAUGGAGCAACUAGCCAACAUUGCAAUGAGACAGCUACUUGACAAUGAAGGCUUUGAGCAAGACAGGUCUCUGCCUAAACUGAAGAGGAAAUCACCCAAGAAGGUUUCUGCACUAAAAAGGGACCUUGAUGCAAGAGCUAAAAGUGAAAGGUACAGAGCCCUUUUUCGACUCCCCAAAGAUGAAAAAUUGGAUGGACACACAGAUUGUACACUGUGGACCCCUUUUAAUAAAAUGCACAUUGUGGGCCAGAUGUUUGUCUCCACUAAUUACAUCUGCUUCACAAGUAAAGAAGAAACCUUGUGCAGCCUUAUUAUUCCACUUAGAGAGGUGACAAUCGUGGAGAAGGCAGACAGUUCAAGUGUGCUGCCAAGUCCACUGUCUAUCAGCACUAAAAACAGAAUGACCUUUCUCUUUGCUAACCUCAAAGACCGCGAUUUUCUGGUCCAGAGGAUUUCUGACUUUCUACAGCAGACAACGUCCAAAAUGUACUUUGAGAGGGAGAUCAUAGGCAGCUUCAGCAGUUCUGAUGAUGAGGUAUAUUCAAGGCAGAGUAGUUUGCUUUCCAGUAGUCCACAGAGGAGCCUUGGAUCUGAAGCUGAUGGAGAGCGCCAGUUUAACCUGAAUGAUAACAGUGUGCCAACUGCCACUCAGGCACUGAUGACAAUGUAUCGAAGAAGGUCUCCUGAGGAAUUUAACCCUAAACUGGCUAAAGAGUUUUUGAAAGAACAAGCAUGGAAGAAUCAUUUUGCAGAGUAUGGCCAGGGUGUAUGCAUGUACCGCACAGAAAAGACCAAAGAACUUGUGCUGAAAGGUAUUCCAGAAAACAUGAGGGGAGAAUUGUGGCUACUGUUUUCAGGAGCUGUAAAUGAAAUGGCCACACACCCUGGUUAUUAUGAAGAUUUGGUAGAGAAGUCAAUGGGAAAAUAUAACCUAGCCACAGAGGAGAUUGAGAGAGAUCUUCAUCGCUCUUUGCCUGAACAUCCUGCAUUUCAAAAUGAAAUGGGAAUCGCUGCUUUGAGAAGAGUGUUGACUGCUUAUGCUUUCAGGAACCCAAACAUUGGAUAUUGCCAGGCCAUGAAUAUUGUUACAUCAGUUCUCUUGCUCUACGCUAAAGAGGAAGAGGCUUUCUGGUUGCUAGUGGCUCUGUGUGAGAGAAUGUUACCAGACUACUACAAUACAAGAGUUGUGGGUGCUUUGGUGGACCAAGGAGUGUUUGAAGAGCUGGCCAGGGACAAUGUGCCACAGCUGUACGACUGUAUGCAGGAUCUGGGAGUGAUUUCCACCAUCUCCCUGUCCUGGUUCCUCACACUUUUUCUAAGUGUCAUGCCAUUUGAGAGUGCUGUGGUAGUGGUGGACUGCUUUUUUUAUGAUGGAAUUAAAGUUAUUUUCCAACUGGCCCUUUCUGUGUUAGAUGCAAACAUUGACAAACUACUCAACUGUAAAGAUGACGGAGAGGCCAUGACUGUCCUAGGGAGGUACCUUGAUAGUGUUACCAACAAAGACAGUACGCUACCACCCAUUCCUCAUCUUCACUCCCUCCUUACUGACAAUGGAGAGCCGCAUCCAGAGGUAGACAUCUUUAAGCUUGUGCAAAGUUCCUAUGAAAAAUUUGGGUGCAUCAGAGCAGACGUGAUUGAACAGAUGCGCUUCAGACAGAGACUGAGAGUUAUCCAGACCAUUGAAGACACUACAAAGCGCAAUGUUGUACGGACCAUAGUCACUGAAACAGCAUUUACCACUGAUGAACUGGAGGAGCUGUAUGUUCUAUUUAAGACUGAACAUUUGACAAGUUGCUACUGGGGUGGAAACAGUAACCCAAUGGACAGACACGAUCCCAGCCUCCCAUAUCUGGAACAGUACCGAAUUGACUUUGAACAGUUUAAAGGCCUCUUCUGUCUGCUUUUCCCUUGGUCUUGUGGAACACACUCGGACUCCCUGGCGAAACGCUUUUUCAGAUUGCUUGAUCAAAAUGGGGAUUCUUUCAUAAAUUUCAGAGAGUUUGUUACAGGGCUGAGUGUGCUGUGCCAUGGUGAUUUGACACAAAAGCUCAAACUGUUGUACAGAAUGCACGUUCUCCCAGAGCCAAAUUUGGAACACGAUGAACCUGAUUCUGCAUUUGAAGCCACUCAGUACUUUUUUGAAGAUUUGACUCCAGAACACUCACUUGGGCAAGAUUCUAGGCAUAAGAAUGACAAGGAUGAUGGCUUUGUCAGUGUCACUUUUAAAACGGAGAAAAUUAAAAAGACGCACACUCCAGACUAUCGCACAUACUUGAAGCUUUGGAAACAAGAAACCAACACAAAAAUAGAAAACAUGAAAGAUUUGCCUCGAUUAAAUCAGGAGCAGUUUAUUGAACUAUGCAAGACCCUCUACAAUAUGUUCAGUGAGGACCCCAAUGAGCAAGAGCUAUAUCAUGCCACGGCUACCGUCACUAGCCUGCUACUGGAGAUUGGCGAAGUUGGCAAACUGUUCUGUAGUCCAUCUGACAAAGAGGACGGUGGCAUCUUGAAAGAUAACUGCCUCUGCCAGUCUGGACAGACCUCUCUUUUCCAUCAGACACCGCAUGGAGAGCAGUUUCUCUCUGGACCGAAUCCUGCAGGUAACGAUGAAUCUACACUUUGUGGGAGCAGUCUUGGCGACGAACAAGCUGUGUGCUCUCAAAUGGAGGACAUCAAAUUGGAGGACUCUUCUCCAAAGGACCAUGGCAUGUCUUCGGCCAUGCUCAUUUCAGAUGACGAGACCAAGGAUGAUACUUCCAUGUCCUCCUAUUCGGUGCUAAGUGCUGGCUCUCAUGACAUGGAUGAGAAGCUACAAUGUGAGGACAUUGCUGAGGACACGGUCCUGGUGCGCAACAACCUCGGGCCAACCUUGCCUCACAGCACCAGCAUUGACAAAGACUGGGCCAUCACCUUUGAGCAGUUCUUGGCAUCAGUGCUGACAGAGCAGGCAUUGGUGGCGUACUUUGAAAAGCCUGUGAUUAUCAUGUCUCGGAUCACAAAUGCCAAGAAUGUCCGAAAGGGUGGAAGACAGGUCAUGUCUGCCAGCGACUACGAAAUCUCCUCCCUCUCCGGUUAACCUGAAUAUCAUCGAGUCUUCAGAAGGAAACAAAUUGGUCACAUUGAAAUGCCAGUAGUUAAGAUGUGCCUGCCACUCCCAGUGAAAAGGUUAGGAAUGUAUCAAAACUGAGAAAAGCUUUUAACACUUUUUAUGACUGAACCUUGGUAUUUUAUUAAGCGUAAAGUUGUAGCAUAUGUUUUAUUCAAUCAGAAUCCAACCUCUAGAAUAAGAUGGAGAAUGAAAUCUUUAUCUAUAGCCUCCCGAAUUAGCUUGUUCUACUUUAUAGAAUAAUAGGAGUUAUUACUUACCUCUUAGAGGCCAAAACAGAAGUGUAUCCUCAAGUAGUCAUCUGUACACGUCCACCACCACUUGUGUGUGUGUAUGUAUAUGUGUGUAUAUAUAUAUAUAUAUAUAUAUAUAUAUAUAUAUAUAUAUAAAGCUAAUUAACAUAAAAAAAAACGGCUGAGCAUUCUUUACGUUUUGAAUUUCUGUCCAGUCACUCAGUACUUCUGUGAUUUGACGACGUAUCAUAUGAUAAACCAUAUCACUUUCUAUACAUCGACCAAUUAUAUUAGAACUGAGCUGAUAUAAUCAACUUUAUUAAAAACUCGAGCACCUGCACUUUGAUUCACUAAUUCUGUUUACUUUACGUUUUCUUCAUUUUCUGAGGGGGGUCUUUUUCCCCCCUUGCUUAUUACUACUGGAUCAUUCCUGAUAUUUGAGUAAAGUACUCAUGAUGUUUUUUUUAAAGUAUUUUAUUUAUGUUAAUAUUAUUAUUGCUAUUAUUGUUAUAAUGUGUUACUUUUUUUGCUGUAGAACUCAAGCUGCUGUUUUUAUUUCAAUGUAAUGUCCGAAAAUAUUUUUAGUGUUACCAAUGUGGUUAUGCCACGGAAUAAAGAUUAAAAAAAAAAGGGGGGGAAAAAAUAAACUGUUAAGUCCCUCA